GAUUUUCGUAGGAGGAAUGCCACACUACACUAAUAGCAGGUAAGGGUAAUCUAGGCAAGAGAAAGUGCUUCGCUAGCCAGAAAAAGGAAAAAAAAGGGAAAAAAAAAAAAUUCCUUUCCAGCCACUCUUUAUCUCUAUGCUCUGCAGACAAAGUAGAAAAUUAAGCGGACUGAAAAAAUUCCCCACCGGAAGUUAUGAAGUUCGCGGACGUCCUUCCCCCGGUCGCUGCCCCUGCACCAAAUCCAGUAAUUUCACUUGCUUAUGGUUCGCGCUCUCUCUGCAGUCACGGCCUCAGUCGCAGCAACUACAGAUUAGCUUUGCAGUGUUACAAUGGUCCCGUGAUAUUUACAGGAAACCGGAGUGCCAAGGUUCCUCCCCUCAAGGCUGGUUUCUGGGAAUCAAUUAGAUCCGGGUUUAUGAAGAAUAACACUAUGCAGGUCGUAGAGUCACCACCUACUGCCCUCGAAGAGGAAGAAUUAUUGCCUGAAGAGUUUGUUCUUGUUGAAAAAAUUCUACCUGAUGGAGUGGUUGAACAAAUCAUCUUUUCUUCUGGAGGAGAUGUUGAUGUUUAUGAUCUCCAAGCGCUGUGUGACAAGGUUGGUUGGCCUCGAAGGCCACUGUCUAAGUUAGCUGCUGCUUUAAAAAACAGCUACAUGGUCGCUGCACUGCACUCCAUGAGGAAAUCAGCUGGUGAAGAGGGGAAUACCGAAAAGAAGCUCAUAGGAAUGGCUCGGGCUACGUCAGAUCAUGCGUUCAAUGCAACAAUUUGGGAUGUUCUCGUCGACCCUUCCUAUCAGGGACAAGGACUUGGAAAAGCCCUUAUUGAAAAGCUCAUCAGAAGCCUUCUGCAGAGAGAUAUUGGAAAUAUAACGCUGUUUGCUGAUAGUCAAGUGGUGGAGUUCUACAGAAACUUAGGUUUCACACCAGAUCCGGAGGGAAUAAAAGGCAUGUUCUGGUAUCCCAGAUAUUAGACUGAUGGGGGGGCUAUGGUGAAUUAUGCUGACAAUGGUGACUGCCAAAUGCUGCUUAUUCUUGCUCCUGUUAAAUGGUUAAAUUGUGCAGUAGAUAGAUUGGUUUACAGAAGGACUAUUGUUAUGUAUAGAUAGAUGUUUUUGUAUGCAAAUUUAAUGAUUUUACACUUUUUGAAAUGGUUUGGGUUGGCAUACAAGAAAAUCUAGGAUUCUAAAUGUUGGAUGGUGGUAUUGUUUUGAUGGUGUUUUGCAUUUUGGUGUAACUUUAAUAUCUAUUUGUAUAUUUUGAGUUAUUAUAUCUACAAAAAGGAAAGUUCACCUGGAAAACUUGCAAUGAACCAUGUGCAUUGAAUUAUGACAUUCACUUUUACACUGUGCAUUCAGGGUUUAUUCAUUUAAAGCUAGCUGGAUAGUAGAGAUUUAGUGGCAGAGAUUUUGUUGCAAGUGUUUUUUGAAAGUAAUUAGUAUUCAUCACUCUUUGACAAUUGUUGUAAGGAAAGACAGAACAACUGAUCAUUUUGCUUGGGGGAGCCUUUGAAUGUGUCACUCAAAUUUGAUAGGAGAGUCGAGUUUAAGCAAAUCUGAUAGGAGAGUAAUGUUUAAAUUGACUUGGUGAUUACGUUUUGAGUGGAUGGUAUAUUAGGA
Oldenlandia corymbosa var. corymbosa is the source of this 1616-nucleotide messenger RNA. Lineage: Eukaryota; Viridiplantae; Streptophyta; Magnoliopsida; Gentianales; Rubiaceae. The record is from the annotation of a GenBank genome assembly.